Molecule: messenger RNA, 1896 nt
Organism: Fraxinus pennsylvanica
Lineage: Eukaryota; Viridiplantae; Streptophyta; Magnoliopsida; Lamiales; Oleaceae
Source: the annotation of a GenBank genome assembly
AUGGAAAUGGAGUCAUCAAUUGCUGCUAAUGGAGAUGAAAGGCGAUCAAUAGAAGUGUUUGAACCAGUAGGAAAUGGGGAUGUUGGGAUUUCUUCUAUUAGUUUGAACGACAAUAAUGAUUUGCAAGUACUUGAAAUGCAAGGGGGAGUGUCUAGAAUUCCUACCGGCAAUAAAGAGGCUGUAAAUAAAUGGAUGGCGUUUGAGGCUGAGCCUAGUGAAACUAAAAUCACUUCUGCAAGUGAUGAAUCUAACAUUGUUCAAAGGACUGCAGAAUGGGGACUUACGAUUGGGACAGAUGCUGGAGAUGGUGUCUUUCGUAUGAACUCAAAUUAUUCAUUUGGAGACGGAGAAAGAAGCAAGAACUCCUCAGAGAGAUUUGGGGUUGGAUCUAUGAGGACAUCAGAGGAAUCGAAUAUUGGAUCUGAAUUCCCGAGGGUAUCUCAGGAACUAAAGGAUGCUCUGGCAACAUUGCAACAGACUUUUGUCGUCUCUGAUGCUACCAAACCUGACUACCCCAUUGUGUAUGCCAGCAGUGGCUUCUUCACAAUGACUGGUUAUUCUCCAAAAGAAAUUAUUGGAAAGAACUGCCGGUUCCUGCAGGGCCCUGAAACAGAUCAGAAUGAGGUGGAGAAGAUACGAAAUGCAACAAGAACUGGGAAAAGCUAUUGUGGGAGGCUUCUCAACUACAAGAAGGAUGGUACCCCCUUCUGGAAUUUGCUGACAGUCACUCCGGUCAAAGAUAACAAUGGACGAACCAUAAAAUUUAUUGGAAUGCAGGUUGAGGUCAGCAAAUAUACAGAAGGGGUAAAUGAUAAAGAACUACGACCAAAUGGAUUACCCAAGUCAUUAAUUCGUUAUGAUUCUCGUCAGAAGGACAAGGCUUUAGGAUCCAUCACAGAGGUUGUACAAACUAUUAAGCAUCCACGAUCUCAUAUGAAGUCUCUGAGUCAUGAAACCACUGCCAAGAUUGAAAAUGACAAGUUAAAUCUAGAUUAUAUGCUCCCUGGACCAGCUGAAUUGGAUAAUACAGGUGCACCUGGACGGAAAACCUCUCAACUGGAUUCAAGAAAUGACUUACCUAUUAAGAGUACUAGUCGGUAUACUAGCAGCAGGUCUAGCAAAUCUGGCCGCAAUUCUUUGACUAGGUUCAAAGGGAGGUCUGCAAGUAUGCAAGAAAAUGAACUAAGAAUCGAGCCAGAGAUUUUGAUGACGAAAGAGGUAGAACGAACAGACAGUUGGGACCGUGCUGAAAGAGAAACGGAUAUACGUCAAGGCAUUGACCUGGCAACAACACUUGAACGCAUUGAAAAGAAUUUUGUGAUAUCAGACCCUAGACUUCCUGAUAACCCAAUUAUAUUUGCAUCUGAUAGCUUUCUUGAAUUGACGGAAUAUACGCGUGAAGAAAUUUUGGGAAGGAACUGCAGGUUUCUUCAGGGACCUGAAACUGAUCAAGCAACUGUUUCAAAGAUUAGAGAUGCCAUCAGAGAGCAAAGAGAAAUUACUGUUCAGUUAAUUAAUUACACUAAGAGUGGCAAGAAAUUCUGGAACUUAUUUCAUUUGCAACCUAUGCGUGAUCAGAAGGGGGAACUCCAAUACUUUAUUGGUGUCCAACUAGAUGGAAGUGAUCAUGUGGAACCACUGAGAAACCGUCUCUCUAAGAACGCAGAGCAAAAGAGCGCUAAGCUGGUCAAAGCUACAGCAGAAAAUGUUGAUGAGGCUGUUCGAGAACUUCCUGAUGCCAACCUGACACCAGAAGACUUGUGGGCUUUGCACUCUCAACCUGUAUUCCCAAGGCCUCACAAACGAGAUAGUACUUCUUGGGCAGCAAUAAGAAAGUGUUCAUUUGGUGGAAUUAAGAGGUACUGGUCUGUUGUUUGCUAUGAAGGCAAUGGAUAA